Molecule: messenger RNA, 2195 nt
Organism: Pundamilia nyererei
Lineage: Eukaryota; Metazoa; Chordata; Actinopteri; Cichliformes; Cichlidae
Gene: nup88
Product: nucleoporin 88
Exons: 1
Coding region: 18-2177 (719 amino acids)
Biological process (GO): ribosomal large subunit export from nucleus; ribosomal small subunit export from nucleus; protein import into nucleus
Cellular component (GO): nuclear pore
Molecular function (GO): structural constituent of nuclear pore
Source: RefSeq, a predicted model, not a curated record
UCAGACAGUUGAUCAAGAUGGCGGCACUCAAUUCAGAACGGUGGCUCAAUGACUUACCGAAUCACACGAUAUUCAAAAUAAUACGCGAGAAGUUGGAUUUGGAGUGCACCUCGAGUGAAAGAGGGAUCGCUAAGAACCUCACGUUUUGUUUGGGAGCGGACUUGUUCGUGUGGGACGAUUCAGACCGCGUGUUUUACACAACCAACCUGCGGCACUUAAACUCAGAGGAGAGCUCCGGUAGCGGGAAGUAUCAGACCUUGCUGUGCAUCAACCCGCCGCUCUUUGAAGUGUGCCAGGUGCUGGUGAGCCCGACACAGCACCAUGUCGCGCUGGUCGGUCAACGAGGCGUCUCGGUCCUGGAGCUUCCUCUGCGGUGGGGCAAAAGGUCCGAGUUUGAAGGCGGACGCAGCAAAAUCAACUGCAAGACCAUCCCGGUGGCGGAGCGCUUCUUCACCAGCUCACCGUCGGUCAGUCUGCGACAGGCUGCUUGGUACCCUAGCGAGACUGACGAGCCACAUAUGGUGCUGCUCACUUCAGACAACACGAUCAGAUUUUACAGCUUGAAGUCUCCGCAGACACCGGCCAAAAUCCUGCCAGUGUCGCAGUCAGAAGACGAGAGCAGCCUCGACCCUCCGGUGCAUUCGUACGCAGCUUCUCUGGGAGAGAUAGCAGUGGCGUUUGACUUUGGGCCGAUUUCAUCCCCUCCUCGGCAGCUGGCAGGACAGGUCUCCAAAGACCAGCUGGUCUACCCUCUCUAUAUUCUUUACGAAAAUGGGGAGACCUAUGUGAACUACACGAGCCAGGUAAACGGUAUAAGUCUGAGUAAACCCGUUGGACCUCUCCCCAUGUAUCCAGCAGCAGAGGAUAACUAUGGCUAUGAUGCUUGUGCCAUUCUGUGCCUGCCAUGUGUUCCGAGUAUCUUGGUCAUCGCCACAGAAACUGGCACACUGUAUCACUGUGUCGUGCUGGAGUCUGAAGAAGAGGAUGACACGGGGGCAGUGGAAAAGUGGAUCCGAGGCACAGAGACAGUGCCAGCUCUUUAUGUGUUUGAGUGUGUUGAGCUAGAGCUCAUACUUAAAGUGGCAACGGGAGAGGACGAGGAGCCGCAAGAGUUUGAUUUCACCUGUCCAAUCAAACUGCACAGAGACCCUCUCUGUCAGCACCGGUAUCAUUGCACCCAUGAAGCAGGAGUGCACAGCGUGGGGCUAAUCUGGGUCAACAAGCUGCAGAGGUUCCUUAAAUCAGAUGAGGAGGAUAAGGACAGUCUCCAGGAGCUGGCUGCUGAGAAGCGCUGCAUUGUAGAGCACAUUCUUUGCACCAGACCGCUCCUGACCAGUCAGUCGGCUCCAAUUCGUGGUUUUUUGAUUGUGUCUGACCUUGCCUUGGGCGCCACCAUGAUCUGCAUCACCAGCACUUACGAGUGCAUUCUGUUACCCCUUCUGAGCUCCAUUCGCCCUCCUUCCCCUCCCCUGCUUUGCUCCCACCCAGGUCUGGGCUCUGCCAGCUCCCCUCUGCGUGGGCUGGCCGAAGACUCCUUUGAGCAGCACAUUCGCAACAUCCUGGCACGGAGCUCCACCAAUCCUCUUGUACUUAAAGCUGGAGACAAGGACACAUCACCACCACCUCCAGAGUGUCUGGAGCUCCUCAGCAGAGCCACACAGGUGUUCCGCGAGGAGUACAUUCUCAAGCAGGACAUGGCUCGUGAAGAGAUGCAGAGGAGGGUGAAACUCCUGACAGGCCAGAAGAACAAGCAGCUGGAGGAUUUGUCUCUGUGCAGGGAGGAGAGGAAGAGUUUGAGAGAAGCAGCAGAAAGGUUGGCUGAUAAAUACGAAGAUGCAAAGUAUCGCCAAGAAACCAUUAUGAACAGGGUUAAGAAAGUGUUGUGUAGCCUGCAAAGCCAGCUACCCAUACUGUCAAACAGUGAAAAGGAAAUGAAGAAGGAGCUGCAGACCAUCAAUGAUCAACUGAAACACCUGGAAAACUGCAUCAGGCAGGUGAACAUGAAGAUGGAGUACCAGAAGACACAAGUGGGCAAGGAUAUGCCCGGAACUAGGGCAACAGUUUCCCUCAACGCUCCCCAGAAGAAGGUUGUUCAGGAUGUCCUCAAAGAACAAGGACAGCAAAUUGGUGACAUGAUGAAGCAGAUCAAAGACAUCAAAAAUCAUUUUAGUUUCUAAGCACUGCAGAAAAAUGCU